ACUGCGUACAACACAGCGAAGCGCAAAAUUUCAAAUUACAAAAGAGGUGAAGUAAAAAUAAAAGAAAAUAGGAAAAUCCUCCUCCUUAAAUUGAAACUUGAAAGUUGAAAAUCUAGGUGAAAACUGUCACGCCACCGGAACCACCGCCACCAGUCCACCAAACGCCGGUGAACGCAAUAGAAUCAGCUCCGUUAACACUGCAAGUGAAUCUCCGGCCACAUUCUUCGCAGCUUUAUAUCCAGUAUUGAUUAAUUGGAUGUUCAUUUGAGGGUGACUUCGAUCGACAGUAUGACCUUAUUGAGUAGAUUCUUUUACAAGAGGCCCCCAGAUGGCUUGCUUGAACUCUCUGAUAGAGUAUAUGUUUUUGACUCGUGUUUCUCAACAGAGGUAUUGCCUGAGGGGAUAUACCAGCUAUACCUGAAAGAAAUCAUCACCGAGUUACAUGAAGAGUUCCCUGAUUCGUCGUUUCUCGCUUUUAAUUUUCGGGAAGGUGAAAAGAGGAGCCAGUUUGCAGAGAUUUUGUGCGAUUAUGAUGUCACAGUUAUGGAUUAUCCGAGGCAAUACGAGGGGUGUCCCUUAUUGCCACUGUCUUUGAUUCACCAUUUCCUUCGUGUUAGUGAGAGUUGGCUUUCUCUUGGGAAUAGCCAGAAUGUAGUUUUGCUCCACUGCGAAAGAGGUGGUUGGCUGCUCCUCGCUUUUGUUUUAGCUAGUUUCUUGGUUUACAGGAAGUUGCACAGUGGCGAGAGAAAAACUCUUGAAAUGGUUUACAGAGAGGGUCCAAAAGGUUUGUUGCAGUUAUUGUCGCCGCUGAAUCCAUUCCCAUCUCAGCUCCGGUACCUUCAAUACAUAUCAAGAAGAAAUAUAUCCACGGAGUGGCCACCACCCGAACGAGCUCUUUCUUUGGACUGUCUUAUUUUUCGUGCCAUACCAAGAUUUGAUAAUCAAAAAGGCUGCAGGCCGAUUGUACGUAUUUUUGGUCGAAAUCUCCUUAGCAAGGAUGGAUUGUCGACCCAAAUGCUUUAUUCUAUGCAUAAGAAGGGUAGACAGGUUCGCCAUUAUCGUCAAAAGGACAGCGACGUAAUUAAAAUCGAUAUACAAUGUUUGGUGCAAGGGGAUGUUGUAUUGGAAUGUGUCCAUUUAGACUUGGAUCCAGAAAGGGAAGUGAUGAUGUUUCGUACAAUGUUUAAUACAGCUUUUAUUCGGUCCAAUAUUCUUAUGCUCAACUCUGAGAACUUGGAUACUAUUUGGGACUCAAAGGCAAGGUUUCCUAAAGGCUUUCGAGCUGAGGUGCUAUUUGGAGAUGUUGAGACCCAUUCUCCCCCCAAAGCCCCAACUGCAAUCUUAAAUGGGGAGGACCAUGGUGGACUUCCUAUUGAAGCUUUCUCUCGGGUACAAGAACUUUUUGCUGGUGUAGAUUGGGUUGAUUCCAGUGAUGAAGCCACUUUAUGGUUACUUAAGCAAUUAUCUGAGUUGAAUGAUGUCAAAGAUUUGUCCAUAUUGCGAAGCAGAAUGAGUGGUUAUUCAUCACCUUUUGAUUCUGAGGAAGAAAAUAAUGCAUCCAGUACCGCCGAUAGUCUUGAUUUUCCAGACUCUGAGAGGGCUCCAGAAGUUAGUUUUCUUGAUGAUCAUUCAUCCCCUGAUUGUACUUCAGAUGAAGCUUCUGAUCUCAAAAUGGGUGGGCAGUUUCAUUCUAGUGUUCUCUCUGAACCUUUAAAUGAAAUACAAUAUCCUAGCACAGAAACUUCAUCCAAUGUGCCCUCACCAGAUCAGCCUUCAGUACCUUCCUCCUCUGUUUCUGUUGCAACAAUCCCGGAAUUACCAUUACCACCAGCACCACCUCUGCUAGAUUCAAGCAAAUGUCCUCCACCAACACCCCCUCCACUUUUUUCUAGUAAAAUACAUUCUCAACUGCCUAUAAGUCCUGGGGAAGAAAUUCACCCACCUCAUAAUGGUUCAAGUAAAGGACAAUUGACACCAGCUCCUCCACCACCCCCACCUACUAUCAAUUCUAGUAAAGUACCUCUGCCGCCACCUCCUCCAAUUCCUUCUACUCCUAGUUCUACUAAACGACCUUCAUUACCUCCUCCUUUUCCCCCUCCGCACAUUAGUUCUAGUAAAGGACCUCUUCCACCCCCUCCUCCGCCUCCUCCCAAUACUAGUAAAGUACCACCUCCUCCUCCUCCACCACCUACUCUUGUUAGUACUAGUACUAGUACUAGUCCCACACAAUACGCACCCUCUCUUCAACAUUCUGAUUUUUCGGAAGGAACUUUGACACCUCCCCCUCCACCUCCUCCGUUACCCACCAAGAGUGAAAGCCCACUUACUUCUUCUCCUCUAGUCUCUUCCAAGAUCCCUAUGCCUCCCGCACCACCUCCACCACCAUUGCCACCACCCGCAUCAUUCAGCAAUGCUAACAGACCAGUACCACUUCCUCCUGGACGUCCUCUACAAGGUUCAACUCAUCCAAGUCCUCCGCAAGUGCAAGAACCUCCCAGUGCUCCUCCCCCACUUCCAGGUCGUGGAUCAACUCCACCUCCUCCUCCACCACCUCCAGUUCGUGGAUCAGCUCCACAUCCUCCUCCACCACCUCCAGGUCGUGUAUCAGCUCCACCUCCUCCACCACCACCUCCAGGUCGUGGAUCAGCUCCGCCGCCGCCGCCUCCACCACCACCUCCAGGUCGUGGAUUAGCUCCACCUCCUCCUCCACUUCCUCCAGGUCGUGGAUUAGCUCCACCUCCUCCUCCACUUCCUCCAGGUCGUGGACCAGCUCCAGCUCCACCACCACCGCCCUCAGGACGUAGCUCAGCACCAGCUCCGCCUCCACCACCUCCAGGUCGUGGGUCAGCACCAGCUCCACCUCCACCACCUUCAGGUAGGAAUGCAGCACCAGCUCCGCCUCCACCACCUCCAGGUCGCGGUUCAGCACCAACUCCACCUCCACCUCCACCACCUUCAGGUCGCAAUUCAACACCAGCUCCACCUUCACUAUCUGGUGGAAAGAGCUUCAAUGUACCACCACCACCACCUUCAUCUAUUGGAAGGGGAAGAGUUGUGUCAGGAUCAAGUCAUGGAAGAGGGCGAGGCUUCACUGGUUCUUCAAUACCACCUAAAAAAACAUCACUUAAGCCUUUACAUUGGGUGAAAGUAACACGUGCAGUGCAAGGGAGUUUGUGGGCUGAUUCUCAGAAACAGGAAAGUCAGUCGAGGGCACCUGAAAUUGAUAUAUCAGAGCUCGAGAGUCUGUUCUCGGUGGCAUCUGCAUCAGACAGUGCUAUGAAAGCUGGAGGCCAACGUGGUUCAAAAAUUAACAAACCAGAAAAAGUGCAAUUGGUUGAUUUGCGUAGAGCCUAUAAUUGCGAAAUUAUGCUCACAAAGGUUAAGAUUCCACUGCCAGAGUUGAUUAAUGCCAUACUGGCUUUGGAUUCUGCAGCCCUGGACAUUGAUCAAGUUGAGAAUCUUAUAAAAUUCUGUCCCACAAAAGAAGAAAUGGAGACCCUGAAGGUAGUUUUUUCAUCCCUUUCUUUUUGUGUUUAUGCGUGUGCGCGAAGUGUGAAUAGUUGUAGGUACAGUCUAGUCGUGUUUAUGAACUUGAUGUCAAACUUACAACUUUUGGGGUAUGAGCCUUUCUAGACUGCUUCUGUGCAU
Messenger RNA from Olea europaea var. sylvestris, 3648 nucleotides. RefSeq names its product formin-like protein 14. The record is from RefSeq and is a predicted model, not a curated record. Bases 289 to 3633 code for a protein of 1114 amino acids. The transcript is spliced from 8 exons. NCBI's taxonomy places the organism in Eukaryota, Viridiplantae, Streptophyta, Magnoliopsida, Lamiales, Oleaceae.